GCACGUCAGUCCUCACAGGGCUCUGAUGGGGAAGUGGAGGCGUCGCCAUCAUCGAGGAUCUCGAACAUGACAUGUCUAAUCUCUCUCCAGUCGCUGAGUAGACUCGGGUGAGAUGGGCGAGAACUACUGCAUCCGGCUGAACGUGUUCGGAGAUGAAUGUCUGCGGUGCUGGAGGAACAUCGGGUCCGGCGGGUUCGGGGAUGUGUACCGGGCGAAGCACUCGACUCUGGGGAUGGACGUGGCCAUCAAGUUAUUACAUUAUAAAGACGGCAGAUCCUCCAUUCAGAGAGAAGCUCAGCUGAUGUUCCAGGGCGGGAAUCCUAACGUGAUCAGGAUCUUGGGUCUGUACGAGGGCCGUGUGGACGGCGGGCAGCUGCAGCCCGGGCUGGUGAUGGAGUUCAUGCCCAAGGGUUCGGUGGCUGACCUGCUGCAGACGCUGACCGGGCCGCCGCCGUGGCCUUUGACCUUCCGCAUGGCACACGAGAUCAGCCUGGGCAUGAACUUCCUCCAUCAUCUGUCUCCUCCGCUCCUGCAUCUGGACCUGAAGCCCAGUAACGUGCUGCUGGACGACAGCCUCCGAGCCAAGCUCACAGAUUUCGGUCUGUCUCGAGUGGCUCGAAGCGUUUCUCGAUGCUCCGGACAGAAAGACGAGGACGAGGGAGGAACGCUGAGCUACAUGCCUCCUGAAGCGCUGCUGUCCGUCAACUACAAAGCCAACAAAGCCUCCGACGUCUACAGUUACGGCGUGCUGCUGUGGUCCAUGGUCACCGGGAGAGAGCCCUACAGCGAUGUUCUGUCUAGUCUGGUGCGCUUCCGGAUCCCUCAGGGGGACAGACCUGACCUGACCUCUAUUAAACGCAGCGAGACCGAAGGUCUGGAUGAGAUGGUGCAGCUCAUGACUGAAUGCUGGCAUCAGGACCCCGACAGGAGACCGUCGUUCCUCUGUUGUGUUAAUGAGACUGAGAAGAUCUUUCAGAUGCACAGACAUGGACUCAACGAUGCCGUCUAUGAUGUUCUGAAGCAGCUGGAUGAGGAUGAUGAUGAUGAUGUCUGUUCCAGUUUGAAAUCAAUCCAGAUCAGCCACAAACCACUCAAUGAAGCUGGUCCUCAGGGUUUGUCCUGUAUCACCGGAACGCCUCCUAAACAGGAAACAGCUGUGAGUUACGCAAAACCCAUAAAGAAAGAAUCAUUUCCUGGUCCUGCUCCACCGGCGACGUCUGUCAGAACAACACAGCGGCAAACUUCAACACCAGGCGGUGUCCAGAUCACCAUGUCAAACGUCUGUGGAGUUCAGAUCGGCAACAACAACAUCAUGAAUAUCAUUCAGAAACCGCGGCAGAGACACAGAACGGCUCCUUCUAGAGUCGGCUCGUCUUAUUCCCGCUCAGAGAACUCCCCGAAAAACCCCCAGUGACCUCUUUACACUCUUCUGCAGGAAUCAGCUCUCGUUCAGUGUUAUAAGUGACAAACUAUACCUGUGAGCCAAAGGGAAAUGGACUUUCAGUGGAGCUGGACACUCAAAAAAUAUCCAUGUCAAUUUGAUGUGUUUGAAUUGCUUAUAAAAUGUCCAUCCAUUUGGAUUACACAGUUUUAACAUAAACUAAUAAAAAUAGUAUGAUGCAUGUUUGUCAGUCAUACAUAAACAAAG
Messenger RNA from Carassius carassius (crucian carp), 1648 nucleotides. It is a transcript of the gene ripk3, whose product is annotated as receptor-interacting serine-threonine kinase 3. Gene Ontology annotation, biological process: protein phosphorylation. The transcript has 12 exons. The record is from RefSeq and is a predicted model, not a curated record. Lineage: Eukaryota; Metazoa; Chordata; Actinopteri; Cypriniformes; Cyprinidae. The coding region runs from base 113 to 1414 and encodes 433 amino acids. Gene Ontology annotation, molecular function: ATP binding; JUN kinase kinase kinase activity.